Phacochoerus africanus (Common warthog) is the source of this 1010-nucleotide messenger RNA. It is a transcript of the gene VAX1, whose product is annotated as ventral anterior homeobox 1. Bases 1 to 1002 code for a protein of 333 amino acids. The record is from RefSeq and is a predicted model, not a curated record. Gene Ontology annotation, molecular function: DNA-binding transcription factor activity, RNA polymerase II-specific; DNA binding. The transcript is spliced from 3 exons. Gene Ontology annotation, biological process: central nervous system development; brain development; regulation of DNA-templated transcription. NCBI's taxonomy places the organism in Eukaryota, Metazoa, Chordata, Mammalia, Artiodactyla, Suidae.
AUGUUCGGGAAACCAGACAAAAUGGACGUUCGGUGCCACUCGGACGCAGAGGCCGCCCGGGUCUCGAAGAACGUGCACAAGGAGAGCCGGGAGAGCAAGGGCGCGGAGGGGAACCUUUCUGCCGCCUUCCUCAAGGAGCCUCAAGGCGCCUUCUCCGCGUCGGGCGCCGCAGAAGACUGUAACAAAAGUAAAUCCAGUUCCACCGCCGACCCGGAUUACUGCCGCCGGAUCCUGGUCCGAGAUGCGAAGGGGUCCAUCCGAGAGAUCAUCCUGCCCAAGGGCCUGGACCUGGAUCGGCCCAAGAGGACGCGCACGUCCUUCACCGCGGAGCAGCUCUACCGGCUGGAGAUGGAGUUCCAGCGCUGCCAGUACGUGGUGGGCCGAGAGAGGACCGAGCUCGCCCGGCAGCUCAACCUCUCCGAGACCCAGGUGAAAGUCUGGUUCCAGAAUCGGCGCACCAAGCAGAAGAAGGACCAGGGCAAGGACUCGGAGCUGCGCUCAGUGGUGUCGGAGACGGCCGCCACGUGCAGCGUGCUGCGGCUGCUGGAGCAGGGCCGUCUGCUGUCGCCUCCCGGCCUGCCCGCCCUGCUGCCGCCCUGCGCCACGGGCGCGCUCGGCUCGGCGCUACGCGGGCCCAGCCUGCCGGCCCUGGGCGCGGGCGCCGCCGCGGGUUCGGCAGCCGCUGCCUCUGCCGCCGCGGGUCCUGCCGGCGCUGCUUCCCCGCACCCGCCGGCCGUGGGCGGCGCUCCCGGCCCCGGGCCCACCGGGCCAGGGGGACUGCACGCAGGCACACCGGCCGCCGGCCACGGCCUCUUCAGCCUGCCGGUGCCCUCGCUGCUCGGCUCGGUCGCCAGCCGCCUAUCCUCCGCCCCGUUGACAAUGGCCGGUUCGUUGGCCGGGAAUUUGCAAGAACUCUCUGCCCGAUACCUGAGCUCCUCGGCCUUCGAGCCUUACUCCCGGACCAACAAUAAAGAAGGGGCCGAGAAAAAAGCGCUGGACUGAUUUUAAGU